UUUAGCGCAUGCGCCUAUUGGCUUCGACUGGACGUCUCCUUUCGCGCGUCAACAGCACUCGUUCAUGUGAUACAACGAGUGUCGUUUGUCCAAUUGUCCAGCGACGAUUAUCAAUAGAAAUGUGGCCUGUAGUGAAACGUGAAUCGACCACUAGCGCAUUUCAUUACUAUGAUAAAAUCGUCGUUGAAGAUGCCUAUGGCGCGCAAGAGAUAGCCACAAGAUUGUCGCGAAGGGAGCAAAAAUUGCUGCGCGAAGCUUUGGAUGAACUAGCUGCGCGUCAAGAUUCGGAGAAGCCCGUUCCAAUGAGCAGAGGACAGAUACGUUCCUUGUUUCUGGUGAAUUCUUUGCCAUUCAUCGGUUUCGGAUUCCUUGAUAAUUUGAUCAUGAUUUGCGCUGGAGAAUACAUUGAUCAGCAACUUGGUGCGUUUCUCUGCCUUUCCACCAUGGCUGCUGCAGCUCUUGGAAAUCUCAUCUCUGACGUGGCAGGCGUAGGUUUGGCACAUUAUGUAGAAGGCCUUGUCAAUAAAGUUGGCAUCAAACAUCCAGUGCUGACGUCAGAGCAGCUCGAUAGCUCGAAGGCUCGUUGGACAACCCAUUCUUCUCGUGCCUUUGGUCUCUCAAUUGGUUGCAUUAUUGGAAUGUUUCCGUUGCUGUUCUUUAACAGAGAUGAAGAAAAGGCCGAGAAACAAGCAGCGCGUGACGCUGCUGCUGCGACUGCUGUGUAGUUUUCCU
Messenger RNA from Cylicocyclus nassatus, 732 nucleotides. The record is from the annotation of a GenBank genome assembly. Lineage: Eukaryota; Metazoa; Nematoda; Chromadorea; Rhabditida; Strongylidae.